AUGAGUAACCACAUGCAAAACUUGGAAUUCGACAAAACGAAGGGAAGAUUUACUGCGUUGUUUACAAUCUGGCUGCUUGGAAAUGGAACUCUUUUCGCCUGGAACAGCAUAAUAACCAUUGGGGAUUACUAUGCUUCUCUCUUUCCAAUGUACCAUCCAAUGAAAGCACUCACGUUUGUCUACCAAUCUUUUGCCCUGGUAACAACAGCCAUACUAGCAUAUCACGAAGCAAGACUUAAUACUAGAUGUCGAAAUCUGUUAGGCUACUCACUCUUCUUCUCAAGCUCACUUGGCCUAAUUGUGUUAGACUUAGCGACGAUGGGUAAAGGUGGGUUGGGCAUCUUCAUUGGUGUCUGCAUAGCGAGUGCAGUGUUUGGUGUUGCCGGCGGUUAUGUUGCAGGAGGAAUGGUUGGUGAUAUAUCUUUGAUGUGCCCAGAGCUUAUUAUUUCCUUCAUGGCUGGGUUUGCAGCUGCUGGGACUCUGACGGCUACUUUAAGAUUAGUCACAAAAUCAGCAUUUGAGAGUUCAGAUGAUGGCCUUCGCAAGGGGGCAAUGUUGUUUCUUACAAUCUCAACAUCCUUUGAGCUGAUUUGCGUCUUUCUUUACGCAUUUAUAUUUCCUAAAUUACCGAUGGUCAAAUACUACCGAGCAAAAGCUGCUUCUGAGGGAUCAAAGACGGUUACUGCUGACCUUGCUGCUGCUGGUAUUCAAUUAUCGACAAACGUUGCAGCUGCGAUGGAGGAUCCGAAUCAGUUUGAGCGCUUAAGUAACAAAGAGCUUCUACUUCAAAAUAUCGAUUACGUGCUUGACAUCUUCCUAAUAUAUGUCUUGACACUGUCAAUUUUCCCUGGUUUCAUAGCCGAAGAUACAAGAUCACAUAGCUUGGGAUCAUGGUAUACACUCGUUUUGAUUACCAUGUACCAUGUUUGGGACCUUGUGGGUGGAUAUGUACCUCUUCUAAAGCCGGUCAAGUUGGUAUCAAGGAAAGGCCUCAUAUUUGCUAGUCUCUCGCGUUUCCUCUUCAUCCCAGCAUUCUAUUUCACAGCGAAGCAUGGAGAUCAAGGGUGGAUGAUAAUGUUGACGUCCGUCUUGGGACUUAGCCAUGGCUACCUUAGUGUUUGUAUUUUUUCAGAAGCACCAAAAGGAUACAAGGGUCCGGAACAAAAUGCAUUGGGGAAUUUGUUGUCUGCAGUUCUGACUGCAGGUAUUUUCUUAGGCAUUGGACUCAGCUGGUUAUGGCUAAUUGGCAAAGGUUUGUAAUAAAUUCUAUAGUGAAGUACCAAUAUUAUCCUACCUAAAAAUUUUGUAGCGGAGUACAUUAUCCUACCUAGAAAUUCUGUAGUGAUGUUAUGUGGAUGUUUAAACAUUUGAUUA
Zingiber officinale is the source of this 1374-nucleotide messenger RNA. RefSeq names its product equilibrative nucleotide transporter 3-like. Gene Ontology annotation, biological process: nucleoside transmembrane transport. Gene Ontology annotation, molecular function: nucleoside transmembrane transporter activity. The coding region runs from base 1 to 1260 and encodes 419 amino acids. NCBI's taxonomy places the organism in Eukaryota, Viridiplantae, Streptophyta, Magnoliopsida, Zingiberales, Zingiberaceae. The record is from RefSeq and is a predicted model, not a curated record. Gene Ontology annotation, cellular component: plasma membrane. The transcript has 9 exons.